AGAAACAUAUUGAAGGAGCCAUGGCACCCUACCAGACAAGGCAGAAGAUCAGACAAACUUACUCGUGGGUUGGCAGGCCACUGCUGGAUCGCAAACUGCACCACCAAACUUACAAAGAAAUAUGUAUGAAAGUAGGUUGUUCGACUCAGAUGCACAUUCAAGUUGGACAAUUUGUGUUGAUUGAAGGGCAUGAUGAAGAAAACCCCUAUAUUGCUAAGUUGAUUGAGUUGUUUGAAGAUGAUUCUGAACUUCAUUCCAAAAAACGUGCUCGAGUACAGUGGUUUGUCCGAUUCUGUGAAGUCCCUGCCCAUAAACAGCACUUGUUGGGACGGAAGCCUGAUGCGCGGGAGAUAUUCUGGUAUGACUACCCUGCCUGUGACAGCAACAUUAGUGCUGAGACCAUCAUUGGCUCUGUUCAGGUAGUGGCUUUAGCUCCAGAUGAAGUGAUACCUGUGGGUCUGAAAAAUGAGAAAAUAUUUUUCGUGAAACUAUCCUGGAAUGAAAAGAAAUUCAGACCAUUGUCCCCAGAACUAUUUGCAGAGUUGGAGAAACUACAAGAAGGCAGCCCUAAAUGCCGGAAGCCUGUGGAAGCCAUGACUAAGAACACAGAAAGCCCUGCUUCAACCACAGCAAAACAAGUGGCCAAAAGGAUUGAAUCAAGUCACUCUGCCUCUAAAUCUCGCCCAACGCCUGUGCAUCCUGUUGCCCCCACUGCAAGGAAGAGGCUGGAUCUCUGCAGUAAGACACCUAACACUAGGAUGUCCCCUCUGACUUCACAUGCUUCCUUGGAUUCUUCAGGAAGAACUAAGCGAAAAGUGGACUUCUCUGAAACUACCUCACAUACCAAGAGGUCUCGCUCACAUAGAAGUGAGAUGUCUUCUGUAGCUCGGAAAACCCCAGAGAAAACUGGAGAGGCUCAACUCUUUUGUGCCAAGGAUGAUAAGAAGUCUUCACCUAAACUUUGCCUGAUCCUGAGAACCCGAGUACCGGCUUUGAAAACCACCCAGAUCAGUGAUGAGAAAAGACUUACUCCUGUCAAAGGGGGUCAGAGAUCCUUGGUGUCUUCUGUGAUUCUGAAACCAGAAAACAUCAAAAAGAGGAAGGUAAAGGAACCAAAAGCUCAAAAUCAAGCUACCACUACUUCCCAUCGAGUCCGAAGACGGAGUUUUCUCUUGACUUUGAAUCAAAUUAGGAAGCAUCUACGGUUUUUAGAAAGUAAUAAAAGUGACCAAGAAGAGGAAGAGUUCCUGCCAAAAACAGAGGAUUCAGACUCAAGCAAUGAGGAGGAAGAGGAAUUCACUCCAGCCCUUCCAAGGAGAAAUACCAGAUGUGCAUCCAGAAACCUGCGGCCUUCCUCGAAGCCAUCCAUACAGAACCCCUCCAAGACACCAAAGAAAGUGGCCAAGACUAGAGCACUGCGUCUUGCCACUCCCCAGAUCCGGAGUCGAAACCUGGCGGCCCCAGAGCCAUCCAACAUGCUGGAGGAGGCUCGACUGAGGUUACAUGUUUCUGCUGUUCCUGAAUCUCUUCCCUGUCGGGAACAGGAAUUCCAGGGAAUCUACAAUUUUGUGGAAAGCAAACUCCUUGACCGUACUGGAGGGUGCAUGUAUAUCUCUGGGGUCCCUGGAACAGGAAAGACUGCCACUGUGCAUGAGGUGAUACGCUGCCUACAGCAGGCAGCCCAAACAGACGAUGUUCCUCGCUUUCAAUACAUUGAGGUCAAUGGCAUGAAACUGACAGAGCCCCACCAAGUCUAUGUGCAAAUCUUGCAGAAGCUGACAGGCCAGAAGGCAACAGCAAACCAUGCUGCAGAACUGCUAGCCAAGCGAUUCUGCACUGGCAGGUCCCCUCAGGAAACUACUGUUCUGCUUGUGGAUGAGCUUGACCUUCUGUGGACUCACAAACAAGACAUAAUGUACAAUCUCUUUGACUGGCCCACUCAUAAGGAGGCCCAACUGGUAGUCCUGGCCAUUGCCAACACCAUGGAUCUGCCAGAGCGGAUCAUGAUGAACCGGGUGUCAAGCCGACUGGGCCUUACCAGAUUGUCCUUCCAGCCUUAUACUCACAGCCAGCUGCAGCAGAUCCUAGUGUCCCGACUGAAGCAUUUAAAGGCCUUUGAGGAUGAUGCCAUCCAGCUGGUAGCCAGGAAGGUAGCGGCCCUCUCUGGAGAUGCACGACGUUGCCUAGACAUUUGCAGGCGAGCCACAGAAAUCUGCGAGUUCUCCCAUGAGAAGCCUGACUCCCCUGGCCUGGUCACUGUGGCCCACUUGAUGGAAGCUGUGGAUGAAAUGUUCUCCUCAUCGUAUAUCACUGCCAUCAAAAAUUCCUCCAUCCUGGAACAGGGCUUCCUGAGAGCCAUCCUUGCAGAGUUCCAUCGGUCAGGACUGGAAGAAGCAACAUUUCAACAGAUAUACACUCAACAUGUGGCCCUGUGCAGGAUGGAGGGACUGCCAUACCCAACCAUGUCAGAGACCAUGGCUGUGUGUUCCCGUCUGGGCUCUUGUCGCCUCCUCUUGGUGGAGCCCAGCAGGAACGACCUGCUCCUUCGUGUGCGGCUCAACGUCAGCCAGGAUGAUGUGCUUUAUGCGCUGAAAGAGGAGUGA
Molecule: messenger RNA, 2603 nt
Organism: Urocitellus parryii (Arctic ground squirrel)
Lineage: Eukaryota; Metazoa; Chordata; Mammalia; Rodentia; Sciuridae
Gene: Orc1
Product: origin recognition complex subunit 1
Biological process (GO): mitotic DNA replication checkpoint signaling; DNA replication initiation
Cellular component (GO): nuclear origin of replication recognition complex
Molecular function (GO): DNA replication origin binding; chromatin binding; ATP binding
Source: RefSeq, a predicted model, not a curated record